Messenger RNA from Ictalurus furcatus (blue catfish), 3616 nucleotides. RefSeq names its product cadherin-like protein 26. NCBI's taxonomy places the organism in Eukaryota, Metazoa, Chordata, Actinopteri, Siluriformes, Ictaluridae. Gene Ontology annotation, cellular component: catenin complex; adherens junction; plasma membrane. Gene Ontology annotation, biological process: cell-cell junction assembly; multicellular organism development; calcium-dependent cell-cell adhesion. The transcript has 16 exons. Bases 1220 to 3616 code for a protein of 798 amino acids. The record is from RefSeq and is a predicted model, not a curated record. Gene Ontology annotation, molecular function: cadherin binding; calcium ion binding.
UGUGGUCAUGAACUUUUAUAUAGUAGGUAAGUAGGCGGUUUCGGUUUGGGACGCAGCUCGUGGCUUCAAGCAGUCGUCUAUUUGCAUGUAUAGCACGAUAAAUAAUUAACUGCACUCGAAGCGUUCGUAAAACUUAAAAAUAAAAACACCCAAAACUGUAUCCGGUACCAUAACGAAGACCAACUGUAUGUCGAUACGUGAAAUUCUGGAGGGGACGUCGGACGGCGUGGCGCGGGGACGUAAUGACGUGUGACGUUAAUCCAUCUAUGUUCUAUAACAUGUAAAGGGAACAUGAAAGGCGUAUUCUAAAGGCGACUCAUGUAAACACCUUAAUCAGAAUAUUGUCUUAUUCAGAAUAAGGUCAGUAAUUAGAUUACUGCUGUCCAUGUAAACGUAGUCAAUGUAACCAUUGCAACUCUACCACUGAGGUCUCACUAGUACAGGUUAACUAGCCAAUAAUAAUUAUCAUUAUCAUUAUUAUUAAUGUCCAACGUUGCAUCAAGUUUUGGCAUGGAAGAGGCAGCUUUGGCUUUGGAAACACAAAUAUUGAGAGGAAUGCCUAUUUAUCUGGACGGCAUUUGUUACACCACUGUACGAGGAGGACGUUUGCCUUCCGAAGGCAGAAAAUCAAGAGAAUUUGAAUUUGAAUCAGAUUGUAUACCGAUGAAUGUCUCAAAUAAUAAACAAGCUGUUGAGGUAAAUAAUUAAUUCAUAUUUCUCUGAGCUUUUUUGCGUAUUACUUUUCUCAAAUUAUGGAAGCAUGCUACUGUAACAAAAAUAAAAAAUAAAUAAAAAUCAGCCAUAUCCCAUAUGUGCAAAACAUGCAUUGGUGGUAAAGGAAUAAACAACAACAACAAACAAAAUCAACAACAACAAAAAAAAAGUCCAGUGUGAAAGUUGUUUAAGUAGAAAACUGAUUGUAAAGCUGAUAGUACACGGAAUAACAUGACUGAAGCACGGAAUGACUGCUGAAAAACUGGUUUAAUGAUACACAGUGACACUGAAACACAAUGCCAUGGGUCAGUUGUUAUGGUGUUAUCAAAGAUAAUGUCUGCAGGAUUUCAAGAGAAAUUCAUCUGAAUUCUCCUCCCACUAUAACCGGCAGGGAACUGAUAAGACACAAACACACACACGCUCAAAUACAAGAAGAGAAAACUUUUAUCCACAUUCUACUUAUUUAGCUACGCUCAGAUUAGAGAAGGAAUACGAUGAAGACAGCAUGAGGACGAUAAUAACAACGAUGAUCAUUUUCUUCAUGACGUGUGUAGUCAUGGUGUCCGCCCAGAGCAAAUUCAGGCAGAAGAGAGCGUGGAUCAUUGACUCAUUCACUAUAGAGGAAGAAAGUCACGGCCCUUUCCCAUACAUACUUGGCACGAUAAACGUGGAGCGAGACUAUUUGGUAAGGUACUUUCUCAAAGGGAGGGGUAUUGAUGAGGACCCUAAGGAUGUUCUGAGUAUCAACUUCAGAACUGGUGAAGUACUCGUGCAUAAGAAGGUCGACUACGAGACCAACCGAAAUCUCACGUUCAAAUUCGAAGCAAGGGAUAAAGAUCACAAGCUGGACACAAACCUCAGAGUGGUGAUUAAUAUCUUGGAUAUUAAUGAUAACGCUCCUCUUUUUACUCUUCCUUACUAUGAAACAACACUCGAGGAGUCGCACCUUCAAGGUGAACUGGUUACCACAGUCUCCGCUUCAGAUAACGACGACCCAACCACAGUCAACGGCAUUUUCAAAUUUGCACUCGUCUCGGUCACCCCCAAAACAGAUAAUGUCGAAUUCUACAUCACUCAAAACAACACCACGGGAAAUAUUUACUUCAAAGGCUGCUUGGACUAUGAGAAAGCACAGAAAUAUACUCUCCUGAUCAAAGCCACAGACAGUGGAGAAAAAGUGCAGCUGUCCAGCACGAGCACAUUGGUCCUGAACAUCAUCGACAAAAACAAUCACCUCCCUGAAAUCACAGGUCACACAGGUCCUGGAAAGAUAGAAGAACGAGAGAGCGGAGUGGAAGUUCUGCGCUUGCAGGUCAGCGACAAAGACAGUCGAGGUUCACCAGCAUGGAAAGCUAAAUUCACUCUUCAUGGAGAUCCGGAGAACUAUUUUAAAAUCCACACAGACCCCAAAACCAAUGAAGGAAUCCUGACUGUUAUAAAGGCAAUGGAUCACGAGGAGCAAACGACAAGAAAAAUGUUGGUUAGUGUGGAAAAUGAGCUGCCUUACUUCUUCUGUAAGGUGAAAACUCGUACACCGUUGCACCUAUGGGACGUAGAGUCGAACGCAAGUGUGUCUGUCCUCGUUAAGCCUUUUCCAGUCACUAUCACUGUUGACGACGUCAAUGACCCUCCAGAAUUUGCACCACCUGUUAAAAUAAGAUUGAUCACGGAGAAUGCAAAAAUCGGAACGCUCUUGGAAACUUUCACAGUCAUAGACCCGGAUAAGACAUAUGGAAACUCAUUUCACUUUGUUAAAGUUGUAGAUGAAGAGAACUGGGUAACUGUUGAUUCAUUAACUGGUCAGGUUUCUGUGGCCAAAGUUAUGGACAGAGAAUCACCAUCAGUGAACCACAGUAGAUAUGAUGUCAUCGUGCAUGCUGUGAAUAAAGCUCAGCCUCCACAGACCAGCACUGGGACUCUGAUCAUCCAGUUAAUAGACGAGAACGAUAACGUACCAAAGUUAGCGGUGGAUACAGUCAGUAUGUGUUUAUCAGAUGAGAAAACCAUGACUACAAUCUCUGCUGUAGAUCCAGACCUUCCACCAUACAGUGCACCAUUUCAAUACGAGCUAAUGGAAGACGACGGAAUGGAAGGAAAAUGGAAGCUUGAGCCAAUCAAUGAGACGACUGUGAACCUGGUCAAAGAGAACACAGUCUAUGCAGGCCAUUACAGGAUUAGGAUCAAGAUAUCAGACAACCAACGCUACGGUUCGGUCCAAAUCCUGUCCAUCACUGUGUGUGACUGCACCGGCAAUUUCAACUGCAGCUUUCGCAGUUUCAGAGUCCAGCCGAGUCUUAGAGCCAUUGGAGUAAUGAUCUUCGCUUUCCUGCUUCUGCUAGCGAUGCUUAUGAUGGCUCUUAUGUUCUGCAAAACGCCAGUGAAAACCAUGAUCCUGCAUGAUGAUGGUCCUGGGAAUCUCAUUCAGUCCAACAUUGAGAUGCCAGGCACAGACUGCAAGCUCCCAUAUGAAAUAUACCAGUUACUCACGAGCCAGAGAAGUGUGAUGAUGUCCAAUGGCUUUUCUAAACAGAAUUCUAUGCUUCAUAAAGGUUCUACAAGACACUCAUAUCGUCAGAUCCAAAAUGAUAACAUGACGACAUCAGUGGGCGAAAACGGCCGUACUUACUACACAGAUGACUUUUAUAAACAGGUCCUGUCAAAUCAACUUGAUAAGAGCCUCCUCCUGCUCCAGACUCAAGAACAGGAGAUCGGCGAUUACGAGCCACACCGCUAUGCGUAUGAAGAACCCGAUGAAAACCUCGAUCCGAACCUCGAGCCCCUCACCAUUCCUGAGACUGAUUUACAGCCGGACAUCCUCACAAACCUAGAUUCGCGCUUUAGCAACCUGGCAGCUGUGUGCAGGCCUGAUUUAAUGUCAUCUUCCCCGAAAAUAUUAGGCUAA